Drosophila arizonae is the source of this 1998-nucleotide messenger RNA. It is a transcript of the gene PpD3, whose product is annotated as protein phosphatase D3. The record is from RefSeq and is a predicted model, not a curated record. Gene Ontology annotation, molecular function: hydrolase activity; protein binding. Lineage: Eukaryota; Metazoa; Arthropoda; Insecta; Diptera; Drosophilidae.
CUCAACUCUUGAAAGUUUGCAGACAGUAAAUAAUAUUAGAGAACAGCUAGGCAGAAAAAAUUGAUCAAUUAAAAUAAAGUAUGUCGUCGUCAGAACAGGAAAUCCAACAGAAAUCUAUUGAUAAUCAGCAAGAACAAGUGUCCAAUGCAGAUAUUAAUGCCACCAAACCUGAUUCGGCGACGGAUGCAACGCAACAUGAUUUUGCCGCGGCUGAGCAGUACAAAAAUAAGGGAAAUGAAUUGCUCAAAACUAAGGAAUUCUCGAAAGCCAUUGACAUGUAUUCCAAAGCCAUAGAACUUUACCCCAGCAGUGCAAUAUACUAUGCUAAUAGGGCCCUCGCGCAUUUGCGCCAGGAAAGCUUUGGCUUGGCCCUGCAGGAUGGCGUUUCGGCAGUGAAAACUGAUCCCACUUAUUUAAAGGGCUAUUAUAGGCGCGCGGCGGCCCAUAUGUCCCUAGGCAAGUUUAAACAGGCGCUAUCUGAUUUUGAAUAUGUGGCCAAAUGCAGACCCAAUGAUAAGGACGCUAAACUAAAGUUUACCGAGUGCAGUAAGAUUGUCAAAAUGCGAGCCUUUGAGCGUGCUAUUGCUGUGGAUAAGCCUGAGAAGUCUCUCUCGGAGAUGUACAGAGACAUGGAGAACAUCACCAUCGAGGACGACUAUAAGGGACCUCAAUUGGAGGAUGGCAAGGUUACUUUAAAGUUCAUGAAAGACCUUAUGGAGCAUUAUAAGGCACAAAAGAGACUGCAUCGAAAAUUCGCCUAUAAGAUACUCUGUGACAUUGAUGUGUACAUGCGUGCACAGCCGUCCCUUGUGGAUAUUAAAGUUCCAGAUGAGGAGAAGUUUACUAUUUGCGGCGACAUUCACGGCCAGUUCUAUGAUCUAAUGAAUAUUUUCGAAAUAAACGGGUUACCUUCAGAGAAGAAUCCGUAUUUAUUCAAUGGAGAUUUUGUCGAUAGAGGUUCAUUCUCGGUUGAAUGCAUAUUCACGCUCUUCGGAUUCAAGUUGCUGUAUCCGAAUCAUUUCUUCUUAUCGCGUGGCAAUCAUGAGAGCAUCAAUAUGAAUCAGAUGUAUGGCUUCACGGGCGAGGUUACCGCCAAGUAUACCAGUACAAUGGCGGAUAUAUUCACGCAAGUAUUUAACUGGCUGCCAUUAUGCCAUUGCAUUAACCAGAAAAUUCUGGUAAUGCAUGGCGGUCUGUUCUCAUCAGACAAUGUUACAUUAGACAACAUAAGGCGAAUUGAACGCAACUGUCAGCCACCGGAGGAGGGACUCAUGUGCGAGUUGCUCUGGUCCGACCCGCAACAAUGGAUGGGUCGCGGCCCCUCCAAGCGCGGUGUGGGUAUACAAUUCGGUCCGGACGUCACUGAGGCAUUCUGUAAAGCUAACAAUUUGGACUACAUCAUUCGCAGUCACGAGGUCAAAGACAUGGGCUAUGAAGUGGCCCACAAUGGGCAAUGCAUAACUGUCUUCUCUGCGCCAAAUUAUUGUGAUACUAUGGGCAACAUGGGCGCAUUUAUAACAAUUACUGGUAACAAUUUAAAACCAAAUUACACAUCAUUUCAGGCUGUGCCACAUCCUGAUGUUAAACCCAUGGCCUAUGCCAAUAGUCUUAUGAAUUGGCUGGCGUAGUCAUAGCGGCCUGCUUCCUAUGCAUAACAAUAGCUAUGAACACCACAUUCUCCCACACCCCUGUCCACGCUUACAACCCCACAACUGCAUUAUAAUGAUCAAAACCAACAUGGGAUUCCAAAUUGCUCAAAAUACCUCUAUGUACACAGCUUGCUAAUUGUUCUACGAUUUAAGUUCGAGAGAGAGAGAGAYAGUUGUGGUAUGUAGGGAUGAGAGCUUCAGAAUAGCAAUCUUAAAAACAAAUACAGCUAUAUUUGAUACAAACUUUGCAUACAAGAAUGAUUAUAUAAAGAUGGCUUUAGAAGUCGGAUGCUAAGUUUUAUUGGUGCUAAGCAUCUGAGUAUUCACUGUACACAGUGUAUGUUCGAUU